This is a messenger RNA of Dermacentor silvarum, 1765 nucleotides long. RefSeq names its product adult-specific rigid cuticular protein 15.7. Lineage: Eukaryota; Metazoa; Arthropoda; Arachnida; Ixodida; Ixodidae. The coding region runs from base 168 to 794 and encodes 208 amino acids. Gene Ontology annotation, cellular component: chitin-based extracellular matrix. The record is from RefSeq and is a predicted model, not a curated record. Gene Ontology annotation, molecular function: structural constituent of chitin-based larval cuticle. The transcript is spliced from 3 exons.
CGGAAAGGGAGUAACGGUGUUUGUGUGUGUGCACGCGCUUCGCCAAGCGCCGAGUCGUCUCUGCUGCUUGAUCCCGGGAGUCGUACCGCAUCCCACCGUCACACGCCCCCAUAAAUCCACCGCGCCGGUUCCGGAUUAUCUCGCAGCUUCUCCGCCGGCAAGCCAGCAUGAACGCCUGGAGGCUGUUCGUGAUGCUCGGGACGCUCGCCGUGGUGAACGCCGGCGUUCCGCUGCUGGGAGGUGAAAGCACACAGCACAGAGCUCAGGACGAUUAUGGCAACUACCAGUUCAGCUACGACAUCGUCGACCCACUGGGCGCCACCAACGGCCGCUGGGAGGUCGGCGAUGCGUACGGCAACAAGCGUGGAGGCUACACCAUCACCGACAUCGACGGCCGUCACCGGCGCGUCGAGUACGUGGCCGACGCGUACGGAUUCCGCGUCAUCGUCAACACCAACGAGCCCGGUACGGCGGCCAGCGCUCCGGCCAGCGCCGUCUUCAACUCGCCUUACGUGAACGUAAUACGGGGCCUGGCGCUGGCGAAGCCCGUGGUCGCCGCUGCCGCGACGGCUGCCGUGCCCGUGGCCCACGUGCACGCGCCGUAUGUGCAACGCGCGCGCAAGGUGAUCAACGUUCCCGUGCUGCAGGCGCCUCCAGUGGCCGCCGCGCCCGUGGUGCUGGCCGCGCCGCCGCUGGCCGGCCAAUACGGGGGAUACGCACCUUCCUUCCACGGGCAGUUCGGACGACGAAUCGGGGCGGCACGAAACUUCUACAAUUAUUACAAAAAGCGCUGACACUCCAUAUCCACGGGCUGCCUGAGGUACACUUAGAGAAAAUGGGAGCAGUGGAACAAGCACAUAAAAUAUUUUUAUUAGUACGCCCCAUAAAGCGUUCGUUUUUUAAUUUACGUGCGUGCGCACCACGUGAGCCCCACCUAGAUGGCCUUCCAUGUGUUAUUAGAGUUCUUUCCUUCUUUAUUGCCUUAAAUUUGACUUGAAGAAAGGAGAAAAAUAAAAGCGUACUUCACACGAACGUUAGAUAAUUUAAGAGGGGCAGGAUUAAAAUUCUGCGAGCGUGACGCGGUGUAUUUAAUUUAUGAAAAUCCACUCGCGAUGUGCAAUACACGCGAUGCGUGAACAAAGCGUUUCGCCGUGAGCUGCGAGAAAUUGUGUCUGGCGGAGGGCUUGUGAACAUGGGCAUCAGGAGCACAAUUCACAAAGCAUUUCGUCCGUCAGAACUACGUUUCAUUGGUCAUGUGCCUUCACCAAAGUUAUGCUUGCUUCUAUCAAGAUUGGUUGGCUCACUGAUUUACGAACUUAUUUGCUGUAGCGUACGAAGUCCUCACUGAAUACGUGUCCGGUUUCGCCAUAUCUGACCUCAGGUUCAAUAAGAUGCCCCCGAAACAUGCAACGGAGCCCUGACCAGAUCGUUAGCGUCUGGGACUUGCAAAAGCUUUCCAUGACAUCGUUUAUUGUUAACGCAAGCUUACUUUCAGGUGUCGGUAAAUAUAGGUAGCUUUGACGUGACUGCCCUUUGCAGUUGAUUGCAUGGCAGUGUGCAGUAGCGCUCAAGCACCGCCUGCAUAUGUACUCACAUAGCGCCUAGCGAUGGUGCUCCAUUGCGGGUCUGUGCGCCAUGGAAAUAAAGAAAAACAAAGGCGCCUUAUCGCGCUUGAAUGGCUGCUUAAACUUCUCGUAGUAAUUCCCCGGUACAGCUAUAUACGUGUUCCUGCAUUUCAUCAGCAGAAACAAAUAUAUAUAUAUAU